Molecule: messenger RNA, 1383 nt
Organism: Myzus persicae (green peach aphid)
Lineage: Eukaryota; Metazoa; Arthropoda; Insecta; Hemiptera; Aphididae
Exons: 2
Coding region: 1-1383 (460 amino acids)
Molecular function (GO): nucleic acid binding
Source: RefSeq, a predicted model, not a curated record
AUGAGUGAUAACGGCGAGAUAGCGAAUCCAUCACCAAUUAAAAAAAAUAAACGUGGAAAAAUUAUUGUCGAACAACGGAGAAUCACCAUUAUAAAUCUAUAUAAGGUAAAUCUGCUCAAACAUCCAGAUAUGCCGUUGUAUAAAAUGGCGAAAAUGAUUGCGGAUUCCACCGGUAUUGGUAAAACUACGGUUGGAAAUGUUAUAAAAAAAUAUGAAGAGUCGAAGACAAUAACUAUUCCAAAAAUAAAACGGGCCAAACAAUCAUUUUUGGACACCAUAGACGAUUUUGACAAGAACGCAGUUCGUGGGCACGUUCAUAAAAUUUGGUUUGCUCGUCAAAUUCCUACGGUUGACAAGAUAUUUCAAGCUGUGGCCUCCGAUGAUAGUUUGCCGUCAAUAUCUCGUACGAAUUUAUUUCGCCUGCUAAAAGCAUUGAAUUUCCGUUACACUAAGCGGAGUCGGAAUAGUGCUCUUACAGAAAGAAAUGAAUUAGUGGAGUGGCGCAGACGUUAUUUACGAGACAUUGAGCGGUAUCGUGAGGAAGGUCGGCACAUUUAUUACCUGGACGAGACGUGGGUAAAUGCCGGUGAGUGUACGUCGAAAACAUGGGUCGACACAACAAUAAAAUCGCACCACGAUGCAUUUCAAAAGGAGCUCACUACAGGGAGUGUGAAUCCUUCAGGUAAAGGAAAAAGGCUCAUUGUUCUGGACAUCGGUUCGGAAGACGGUUUUGUUCCCGAUGCCUUAUUGUGCUUCGAGUCGAAGAAAAAUACAAGCGAUUACCACGACGAAAUGAACGGUGACACGUUUCGUGAGUGGAUGGAGGGUAUUUUACCACGACUAAAACCAAAUUCUGUUAUUGUCAUGGACAAUGCUUCGUACCACUCGGUGAAAAUUGACAAAGCCCCUUCAUCUAACACCCGGAAGGCUGACAUAAUUAAGUGGUUAACCGAUAAAGGAAUAGUUAUAGACAGGCCUAUGGUUAUCCCUGAACUACUGCUUAUGGUAAAGCGUUUAAAACCACAGCACGAAAGGUACGUCAUCGAUGAGCUAGCUAAAUCCUAUAACCACACUGUCUUAAGAUUGCCGCCGUACCACUGCGAGCUCAACCCCAUAGAAUUGGCUUGGUCGUCGGUUGAGAACCAUGUUCGAAUGAACAAUACCACCUACAAACUUCCAGAUGUGAAACAAUUAUUGAUACAAGGCGUGAGUCGUAUAGACUCGAUCAUGUGGACAAAUUUUAUACGGCACACAAAAAAAGAAGAAAAAAAAUUUUAUGACAUCGACGACAUCAUUGACGAUAUUUUGUCUGCGGAAACGUCAGAUUUGCGGUUGACCGUUACAGGAGAAACGACAUCAGAUUCUGAAUCAGAUUCGGAUUAG